Theobroma cacao (cacao) is the source of this 1533-nucleotide messenger RNA. Its product is annotated as cullin-associated NEDD8-dissociated protein 1-like. Gene Ontology annotation, biological process: SCF complex assembly. Lineage: Eukaryota; Viridiplantae; Streptophyta; Magnoliopsida; Malvales; Malvaceae. The record is from RefSeq and is a predicted model, not a curated record.
AACCUCUGAAAGUCAACGGCCUGAACCCAAGCUGAUAGAACUUCAAAGUCACCUAGAUAAACCCAAAACCCAAAAUAACCUGAACCUGAAUGUCCAACCUGGAACUGACCCAACCCAGAGUUGCACCUCCUAAAUCGUAAUCGAGCUUCAUGCCUCUGGAUGGCAUCAUUCUGAUGUCGCUGCAUUUCCCUUCUAAAUCGAAAUCCAACGCCUUGUCAAAGCAUGCACCUAACAGUUAAUGAAACAAGCAUCCUGUGUCUUUAAUGGCCACUGAAACAGGCCCUACUUGUAAUUUAGUGUUUUUCUUUGAUUAGUCGGAUCUAUAACGUAACCAAGUAGUACUGUUUCUCAAUAUUUUGAAAUAUCUCUUUAGCAUGAUGUUCUUGGCUUUGGGGCAGUUGAAUUAAGUGUGUUCUCUCCAUUUUGAAUUGCCUUUCAUCUGAAGGUUUAAAUUGGUUUCAAAUAUUUUAAUGUACAUGAGUCUUAGUGAUGCAAAUUUGCAUAGUUUAUUCUUUCACGCAUACUUUUAUGAGUUGUUUGAAGUUUUCGCUUCUUGUCUCUUUUUGGAAGUACAUGAUUACUCAACACAUGUUCACAUACCUUUUUCUCUGUGCCUAUUAUAACAGGCUAAGCAGCACCUUGCGUUGCUCUGAUUGGGGGAGAUCGGGACGAGGAAAGAUUUGUUUUGAGUCCUUCCAAUCUCCUUUUCAAGAGAUAAAGUCUGCUGCUUCUUAUGCUCUUGGCAAUAUAGCUGUUGGCAAUCUGUCCAAGUGUUUACCUUUCAUCUUGGACCAGAUUGAUAAUCAGCAGAAGAAACAGUAUCUGUUGCUUCAUUCUCUCAAGGAGGUUAUAGUCAGGCAAUCUGUAGAUAAAGCUGAGUUUCAGGAUUCAAGUGUUGAGAAGAUUCUCAAACUACUCUUUAACCACUGUGAAAGUGAGGAAGAGGGGGUCCGUAACGUAGUGGCGGAGUGCCUUGGUAAAAUUGCACUUAUUGAACCAGUAAAACUCAUUCCUGCACUUACGGUAAGAACAACCAGUCCAGCUGCAUUUACUACGGCAACAGUUGUCAUUGCUGUAAAAUAUUCUAUUGUGGAGCAGCUAGAGAAGAUAGAUGAGAUUAUAUACCCUGAGAUUGCUUCAUUCCUUAUGCUUAUCAAGGAUCAGGACCGACAUGUUAGGCGUGCAGCUGUGUUGGCUUUAAGUACUUUUGCUCACAAUAAGCCUAACUUAAUCAAGGGACUUCUUCCGGAAUUAUUGCCGCUUCUCCAUGAUCAAACAAUUGUUAAGCAAGAAUUGAUAAGAACUGUUGACCUUGGUCCUUUCAAGCACAUUGUGGAUGAUGCGCUUGGGCUGAGAAAAGCAGCUUUUGAAUGUGCAGACACAUUGCUGGACAGUUGCCUUGAUCAAGUGAGCCCCUCAUCUUUAAUUGUUCCAUACCUCAAAUCUGGACCUGAUGCGGGGAGAUUGCAGCUUAAAGUUCAAGAACCUGAUGAGUGAAAUUUCAAAAUUCCCAACGCUAUGGGACAAGUACUA